AUGGCUACAUAUACGCUCUCUAUUGUAUCGAUUGUGUUCCACGGUGCCGGGGCAGACAGAGGCAAUCUUUUACAGGUCUCGCUCCUAGACCGUGACCGUCUGUGGUACCAAUUCGAUCGGCGCGAUGGCGUUACCAUCCUGAGUCCAAAUUCCGAGGGCUAUUUUCAGGUCGCUACUAUUCCCGCCAGUCAAUAUGCGCGAGCUCAUUCUAUCAUAAGCGAGGAGCCACCCCCGAGGAACGGUAGAGACCGGUGUCAAGAUUGGACGAUGAACUUUGAUGGACUUGUGGGGAAAUCGGCAACGGAACUGGCACAGGCAUUAGGGGGUAGAUGGGUUGCUAAUAGGAGAUAG
Cucurbitaria berberidis CBS 394.84 is the source of this 351-nucleotide messenger RNA. RefSeq lists its product as uncharacterized. The record is from RefSeq and is a predicted model, not a curated record. The transcript has 3 exons. The coding region runs from base 1 to 351 and encodes 116 amino acids. NCBI's taxonomy places the organism in Eukaryota, Fungi, Ascomycota, Dothideomycetes, Pleosporales, Cucurbitariaceae.